Rhodofomes roseus is the source of this 1530-nucleotide messenger RNA. RefSeq lists its product as uncharacterized. NCBI's taxonomy places the organism in Eukaryota, Fungi, Basidiomycota, Agaricomycetes, Polyporales, Fomitopsidaceae. The transcript is spliced from 5 exons. Gene Ontology annotation, cellular component: membrane. The record is from RefSeq and is a predicted model, not a curated record. Bases 212 to 1435 code for a protein of 407 amino acids.
CAGCGGCCGCAACACGUCCCCUUACCGCAACCUGCCUGCCCAGGACUCCUGUUCAAAGGCGCUGUGUCCUCGCACGCUGCCAGAAGACCUUCCUUAUCUCAUUACAUUACGUGAACCGCUCACGGAGAGCGUACUUAUGAGCGUACAGUGCCAAUCUAUCUCAGCUUUCCCUCUCAACUUCGACGCUCCGCAACACAAGGUCGGACGGUAGAUGGCUGCUAGACGCGAAGGGCUCCAAAUACAUGUCGGGGGCAAGGCAGCCGUGGGCCUCUUUGCUUUGAGCCUCAUUGGGUUCGUCACGGAGUCACAGCUGACGCAGUAUGUACAAACGAGCCUCGACUACCGGCAACCAUACCUUAUCUUCUAUAUAGUCCAUUCCUCAUUCGCGGUCAUGCUCCCGCUGCAUCUCGCAUUCCUUGCCAUUACGGCAAGGCAAUCCCCUCGAGAGCUUUGGCUCCAACUAACCUCCGCCUUACGACAACAUCUGUCACCGCCUGGUGUCAGGCCUACUGAAUUCCCGAAACGGAGGUUCGCCUGGCUCCUCACGGUCCUCACCAUUGGCGUGACCGUACCAGGGCUACUCUGGUUCAUCGCCGUGUCGCUAGCUCCGGUGACGGACAUCACCGCGUUGUGGAAUACAAACGCGUUCUUCGCAUACCUGCUCUCCGUCCGCGUGUUCAAGCUCAGAUGGGAACCUAUCCGCCUCGCUGCAGUUGUUCUCGCGACCCUUGGUGCCACAGUGGUAGUCUACGGAGGCAGCAGCAGCAGCAGCAGUUCAGACGCGCCUGAAGCAGUUCAGCAUGCCGACGCAAACACCCGUGCUCCACUGGCAGGCGAUCUCCUUUCCCUUUUCGCGUCUAUCCUGUACGGCAUGUACCAAGUGUUGUACAAACUAUACGCGGCAUUACCUUCGGACCCCGAGGAGCUUCUUGACGCAGAGCCUCGCGCCGGUGCAUAUGCCCGCAUUCCGUCUGAGACAGAACUGGAAGAAGACGUCGUGGCCAUAGAGCCCGCGCCGAGCAUAACUCCUCCGUUCGGGCUCUACCCGAACAUGCUCACCUCCGCCAUCGGGGUCUGCACACUCCUCGUGCUCUGGAUCCCCAUCCCCCUCCUGCACGUCUUCGGUGUCGUCCGCUUCGCGCUGCCCACAACGUCCGCGCAGGUCCUGUCCAUUGUCGGCAUCUCAAUCACCGGGGUAAUGUUCAACGCUGGUUUCAUGAUUCUACUCGGCAUCUGGGGGCCCAUCGUGACGUCCGUAGGGAGUCUCCUGACCAUCGUCUUGAUGUUCUUGUCCGACAUCAUCUUUGGACGCGCGGCGAGCACGGUCACGGUGUGGAGUCUGCUGGGGUCUGGAGCAAUCGUCGUCGCCUUCGGUGUAUUGGCUUAUGACAUGGUGAAGCGGAAGCAUCCUCCGCCUGGUAUACACGCAGGGUAGUUGUGUGCGGUACCUUGAUCUGUAUGCGGGACCGCGUGGCGGUACUACGCUAAGUAGAGUUGUCGAGCUGCACUGCAUACAUCUCGGUGUGACCA